Molecule: messenger RNA, 3831 nt
Organism: Cavia porcellus (domestic guinea pig)
Lineage: Eukaryota; Metazoa; Chordata; Mammalia; Rodentia; Caviidae
Gene: Prorp
Product: protein only RNase P catalytic subunit
Exons: 8
Coding region: 438-2186 (582 amino acids)
Biological process (GO): mitochondrial tRNA 5'-end processing; tRNA 5'-leader removal
Cellular component (GO): mitochondrial ribonuclease P complex; mitochondrion
Molecular function (GO): ribonuclease P activity; protein binding
Source: RefSeq, a predicted model, not a curated record
UGGAAAUGGGCGGAAGUCGCAGUUACGGAAAAAAAACCCUAAAACCAAGAUUUCUGUAGCCGUUCCUGAGGAUACGGCGAUCACGCUGAGGGAAGGCAGAUAUGAAAGAUGAAAAAUGACCCUCCUCAAGCAGGCGUCCCAACCUCACCAAGCCCGAAAUUAAAUAUGAGGAUAAGUCUUUGGGCUGGAAUGUAACAGGCACCAGAAGAUCUCUGCUGUUUCCAGGUUUAGGGCUUUUGACCCACGUUGGACAUCCCAGAUCCUUGUUUAAUGAAUUGCUCUUGUUGCUAGUGGCCCCCAAAGCAGAACCUCACAUGAUCUGUCGGUAAAGAAGAAAGUCUCCUUUUAAAAAAUUCGCACUCCACUUCCAAACUCUAGUCUAUUAAUACGGCUGUAGAAAUAAAGGCCUCUCUGUCUUGUGUAGAUCUCACUGCAUAAUGACCUGUUUGUCUGGUAUUCGAAGUUUUCCUAAACUUUGGAAGAGCAAGCCAUACUUUGGAGUUGGUCCAGGGCACUCUUACCUCUCUCUCUUUCUCAGAGGCAGUGGCAUUAAGAACCAACAGAGGUCUUUUUCUCUUAAAACUAUGUCUCUGCAAAAUACCAAAGCAGUGAAUAUGCUGGCUGCCAAAGGUAGAUUUGUCAAUAAAGGAGACAAAGAGAGUAUUAAGCGAAUUUCUGCUCGUCCUUCUCAUCUUUUUGCUGCUGGAGAAGCUAAGAAGAGAUCACAGAUGAAUCCUUCCGAUCAACAUCAAACCUUGUUACCCAAGAAGAAUAAUAUUGAACUCCCAACAAAACCACUGAGUUCAGAGGAGUGGGAUAAACUUAAGGAAGAUUACACAGGAAAGAAUUUUGAGAACUGGAUCAGUGCACAGAUGUCUCAAAACCACAGCUCUGUAGAUGUGGCUAAAUCUCUUUUGGCAUGGGUAGCAGCAAAAAACAAUGGUAUUGUAGGCUAUAAUUUGUUGGUCAUGUAUUUGCAUCUCUGUGUCUUCCACAAGCAGACAUCAGAAGUUAUUGAUGUCUAUGAAAUCAUGAAAGCCAGAUACAAGAGUUUAGAACCUGGGGCUUACACUCUUCUCAUCCGGGGAUUAAUCCAUUCAGACAGAUGGAGAGAGGCCUUCCAGGUAUUAGAAGAGGUAAAAAAAAUCAUGACACCUUCAGUAAGGAACUAUGAUGACUGUAUCCAGGGAGCCCUCCUCCAUCAAGAUGUGAACAUGGCAUGGAAUUUCUAUGAGGAAUUGCUAAGUCAAAAAUUUACUCCUACAUUGGAAACUUUAAAAUCUUUCUUUGAUUUUGGAAAAGGCAUAAAGGAUGAUUACUAUUCCAACAAACUACUAGACAUGCUUUUGUAUUUAAGAAAUAACCACCUGUAUCCUGGGGAGUCACUUGCCCACAGUAUAAAAACAUGGUUUGAGAGUAUUCCUGGAAAACAAUGGAAAGGACAAUUUACUACAAUCCAGAAAAGCGGCCAGUGUUCAGGCUGUGGAAACACCAUAGAGUCUAUUCAUCUGAGUCCAGAAGAUUAUGACUUUCUCAAGGAAAAAAUCAUGAGGGAUGUAAUAGAUGGAGGAGAUAGAUACAGAAAGACAACACCUAAGGAGCUGAAGACAUUUGAGAACUUUAUAAAAUCCUGUCCUCCUUUCGAUAUUGUUAUUGAUGGGCUCAAUGUUGCUAAAAUGCAUCCGAAAGCCCGAGAAUCUGAGUUUCUCUUGGAAGUGGUAUCUCUGCUGGCCAAACAGAAUCUACAACUGCUGGUGCUGGGCCGGAAGCACAUGCUAGCCCGAAAUUCCCGGUGGAGAAGCAGUGAGAUGGAAAAGGUGCAAAAGCAAGCCUAUUGUUUUUUUGCUGAUGAUAUCUCAGAGGAUGACCCAUUCCUUCUGUAUGCCACACUGAACUCGGGGAACAACUGCCAGUUUAUCACAAACGACCUGAUGCGAGAUCACAAGGCCUGUCUGCUUGACACCAAGACCCAACGGCUGUUCUUUAAGUGGCAGCGGGGACAUCAGCUGGCAAUUAGGAGUGUGUUUCCAGGGUCACAUAUAACUUUUCAGCCUGUUCUCAGCUAUGACACGGUAGUGCAGACGACUGGCGACUCCUGGCACAUCCCGUAUGAUUCAGACCUGGUGGAGCGGUACUCCUAUGAGGUACCCACAAAGUGGCUGUGCCUCCACCGCAGGACUCGAUGACCUCCGCCUGCACUGGUGCUUGGGCUCUCCUGGCCGCACUCUGCUCUGAGGCCCGCGCUCAUUUAGGCCAUUUCCUCCCUCUGAACACAGAAGUUUAUGAACACUGUUUGCUCUAGGUACUUUAUGUUAGCAGGUUGAUCCCAGCUGGUGUUGCCUCAAAACUUGGUGUUGAGAACUCAUCCAGAAUUGGAGCAGUCAGAGCACAAGAAGCCUGUGUUUCUCCUCCAGCUUCACUGUUCUGCAACUCCAUUUUGCUACUUGCACCUUCUAGUCCCACCGUUUCUUCUUCAUUUUAGAAUUCAAAUUAUAAACAAUUUUCCAAAUUGCAUCACCACUUUGCAAACUUUUUUUUUAAGUUAGAGUCUUGGGCUGGGGAUUUAGCUCAGUGGCACAAGUGCUUGCUUGGUAAGCAUGAAAUUGUGAGUUGGAUCCCCAGUACCAAAAAAAAAGGGCAGUCUGGCCCUAAACUUUUAAGGGUUAGAUUGAUCCUCCUGCUUCAGCUUCCUAAAUAAAUGGGGCUACAGUCAUGCAUUACAGCACCCAAUUUUUUCAUUUCAUCAGUUUUAAUUUAACAACCUGCUUAAAUUUUAACUUCUGCCUCUCAGUUAAAGCCUCUUGCUAGCCAACUCAUGUCACUGGCCCCAGGUUUCAGCAUAAAAAUGUCUAUGUCUGCCCUCUAUGACACUUCCUUCCUUACCCAUUUAUAGGAUAUGAGUUAAUAUUCAAGAACAGGCAAAACUAAGGCUGACAAUGUAGUUCAGCAAUAAAGCACAUGUCUAGAAUGGUCAUGGCCCUGGGUUUAAUCCUCCUAACUGCAAAUAUAGGCAAAAACCAGAUGGUAUGGAAAAUCCGGUGGUAGAAAGUUCUGUACACUGAUAACAUAGGUGUGUGUAUACAUUAAUCCAAAUCCAUCACACUGGGAUAUGGAUAUGGUAGUACAUACAUGUAAUCCAGGCUACUCAGAGGCUGACAAGACUGCAUGUACAAACAAGACUGUCUCAAAAUGAAACACAGGAAAGAGACUGGGAAUGUAGCUUAGUGGUAGAAUACUUGCCUAGCAAGUACAGGCUCCUUGGUUGAGUCCACCCCUCCCCAGUACAGCCAAAAGAAUUCAUUACACUGAACACUGAAAAUCAGUGCCUUGGCAUGGAUGUAGAUAGACACAGAUAUAUCCAUCACUCUGGGAGACUGAGGCAGAAGGAUGACCCAGCAUGGGUAAUUUAACCACUUACUUCAAAAUUUUAAAGAAGGGCUGGGGAAGCAGCUCAGUGUGCAGGCCCUGGAUUCAGUUCACAAUGCCAUAAAAUCAUCAUCAUCAUCAUCAUUAUCAUCACCACUUAAUAGUAGGCCUGAGGGUGUAACUCAAAAUGAUUCAAUAUUCAGUGUCACCAAAAAACAAACAAAACAAAAACUAUGCCCCAGAUUGAUAGAAUUUUUCAAGUCACGAAUAAUGAAGGCUUUGAAAGGACAUUGAUUCUGCCACUUGAAACUGAGAAGGGGAUUUACUUAGGGGAUAUUCUGUAGAAAUUCCUAAAGUAUUCUUAAAAUACUUUGUUCUUCCCUCUGGUGUUCUGAAUUUAUCCUGUUUUUUCCUCUUGCAUUUCUCAGACCCAAUAAAGAGCAAAUUUUACAAGAAAAGCCAGAA